AUGAAUGUGGAACGGGAGUACUCAGUGGUGGGAACCUGGGAGCACACGAAUGAAACCCUUGCCGUUUUAGAGGCUUACGUGCCACGCUAUUUCGCAGAUGCCUCCAAAAUGUAUUACUCGGGCUUGCAUGCCGAUAAGCAAAAUGUUAACCCAAUGAAGCCGCACAUUUCGCAGGAUAUUUUAGAUAUGGUUCGUCGGAAUUUCACACGUGAAAUUGAAUUUUAUCAGUUCUGCCGCCAGCGGUUGCACAAACAGUACUUGGCCAUCAAACUGAACGAUCUCAAGCGAGUGGACAAGUCAUUGGCCAUGUUAAGUGAGGCCAAAGAAAUGGUCAUUAACAACUAGUCUACUUAGAUAUAUAACAAAAUAAAUUAAUAAAAAUGAGAGGAUAUAUAAAUCCUUCAUUUUUAAUUUUUAAAAAAUUCUUUGAAUGGGAAUACUUUCCGGGACUGCUAGUAUAAGCUCUCUUAUAUACUCAGGAAUAUUCUUCAGAAACUUGAAAGCAGAUCAAAUGAAGCUAGUGCCCUUCUCUUAAUCUAUAACUAUCGCUUAUAACCAAACCAACAAAGCUUAGCUAUAAUUUCUUCCUCUUCGAUCCUUCGCACUCUACGGAAUAUACUUUUAAUCGCUUGAAAGUCGGGAAGAAUUGAAAAGGUUGCUGCUUACUAACCAGGAUUAGAAGC
Molecule: messenger RNA, 683 nt
Organism: Drosophila simulans
Lineage: Eukaryota; Metazoa; Arthropoda; Insecta; Diptera; Drosophilidae
Product: heparan sulfate 2-O-sulfotransferase pipe
Exons: 2
Coding region: 1-345 (114 amino acids)
Cellular component (GO): membrane
Molecular function (GO): sulfotransferase activity
Source: RefSeq, a predicted model, not a curated record